AUGACACAUUUCACCAUCCGCAUCUCCCUCAUCAAACUAUCAAACAUUGUUCCUUUCAUGCAGAUAAAGACAUUGAAGAAUAAAAUAGUUUUAACUACCAGAAACCCCAAGGACGUGGCCGUGUCACACUACAACCACCACGUCAGGAUGAAGAACGUCUACAGUGGAUACGAUGGUCAGUUCAAGGACUGGAUACCCCUGUGGAUUAAAGGAAAAAUUGAAUAUGGAAGUUUCGUUGAGUAUCACCAAAAAUGGGAUCAAGUUAUUCAGCAGUUCCCAAACCAACCCAUACUGAUCAUGUGCUACGAGGAUAUGAGAAAGGACCUAGAGGGCGCUGUACGUCGUCUGGCCACAUUCCUGGAAGUUAAUUUAACGGAGGAACAAAUCCAGGACAUUACAAGAGCGGCUGAGUUUGACUUCAUGAAGGCCAAGUUCAAGGGCACUCCGUGUGAAGUGCUCAUCAGAAAAGGUUGUCUCGCUGUAAAGAGACACGCCGGUUUUAUAGACACUGCUGGCGUCAAGGACGGUGCCGGAAACGUCUUGCCCCUAACACGCAUGCCCAACGGGAGGCUGUUCCCGCCUUUUGGUGAGGAGUACAUCAACAACAUCGGGACAACCAAGCUUCGAGCAGACGAUAUACUUGUGUGUGGCUACCCUAAAACUGGCUGUCACUGGACAUGGGAGAUAAUGGUGAUGAUAUUAAAUGGCAAGGCCGAGUACUCUGAUAUUGGGAAACUUGUCACGAUGUUGGAAUUAGCUAACCCGGAACUUAUCGAAUCCACACCCUCGCCUCGUAUUCUCAACACGCAUGCGUGGUUUGAGGAGUUGCCGAGUGAGCUAAGGACGUUGAAGAAUAAAAUAGUUUUAACGACCAGAAACCCCAAAGAUGUGGCUGUGUCCCUGUACAAUCACCACAUCAACCUGACCGACAUGUUCAGUGGGUACAACAGCCAGUUCAAGGACUGGAUGCCGCUCUGGUUAAAUGGAACAGUUGAAUACGGAAGUUUUGUCGAGUUUCACCAAAAAUGGGACCAAACUAUUCUGGAAUUCCCAGAUCACCCCAUACUGAUCAUGAGCUAUGAGAAGAUGAAACGGGACCUAGAGGGCGCUGUACGUCGUCUGGCCACAUUCCUGGAGGUUGAUUUAACGGAGCAACUAAUUCAGGACAUUGCAAAGGCCACUGAGUUUGACGUCAUGAAGGCCAAGUACAAGGGCAGACCGUCUGAAGUGCUCAUCAGAAAAGGUGUAGUAGGUGACUGGAAAAACUGGUUUACUGACGUCAUGAGUGAAGAGGUGGACAAGUGGAAACCUGAGCUGGACAAGACAAGGUUCACGUUCACAUACACGUAG
This is a messenger RNA of Physella acuta, 1350 nucleotides long. Its product is annotated as sulfotransferase 1B1. The record is from RefSeq and is a predicted model, not a curated record. Gene Ontology annotation, molecular function: sulfotransferase activity. NCBI's taxonomy places the organism in Eukaryota, Metazoa, Mollusca, Gastropoda, Physidae.